Molecule: messenger RNA, 915 nt
Organism: Cryphonectria parasitica EP155
Lineage: Eukaryota; Fungi; Ascomycota; Sordariomycetes; Diaporthales; Cryphonectriaceae
Product: S-adenosyl-L-methionine-dependent methyltransferase
Exons: 2
Coding region: 1-915 (304 amino acids)
Molecular function (GO): methyltransferase activity
Source: RefSeq, a predicted model, not a curated record
AUGAGAAGUGAUUCUACAACCUCGUUGAGGACGAGUAUUCACAACUUUGUCCUUGAAAAUGGUCGCACAUACCACUCAUACCGUCCUGGCAAGUACAUGCUGCCCAACGAUGACGCCGAGCAGGAUCGCCUCGAUCUGCAGCACCACUCCUUCAAGGUUUAUCUAGACGGCAGAUUAUACACAGCACCGCUGGUCUACCCGCGGCGAGUCCUCGACAUAGGCACAGGCACGGGCAUCUGGGCUAUAGAGUUUGCCCAGCAGCACCCGGACGCCAGCGUGAUCGGGACAGACCUGUCGCCCAUCCAGCCAGAUCUGGUCCCGCGCAACCUGAGGUUCGAGAUCGGCGAUGCAGAGGAGGCCGACUGGGGCUUCGACCUGCCCUUCGACUACAUCCACGCUCGCGCCAUGGUGACGUGCUUCAAGGAGCCCAAGUCCGUCCUCCAGCGCAUCUUUGACAAUCUCGCCCCGGGGGGCUACUUUGAGCUGCAGGAUCCGUGUCUGCCAAUGCAGUGCGACGACGGGUCCUGGGACGGCACUGCCCUGGCCGAGUGGAACAGGCUGCUGUAUGACGGCAUGCUGAGAACCGGAAAGGACCUGAGGGACAACCUUAAUUGGGCGAACUACAUGCGCAAGAUCGGGUUCGAGGCUGUGGUCGAGAGGAGGGGGGCUGUGGCGUUCAAUCCGUGGCCCAAGGGCAAGAAGAACAAGCUUCUGGCCGCCAUGACCGGGCAGAAUCUCCUAGAAGGCGUCAAGAGUAUGUCUCUGGCCAUCUUUACGAGGGUCCUGGGAAUGGACGCCGAUACGGUCUCGGACUUUCUAGAAGAUGUGAGGAAGGACCUUGUGGACCCCAAGAUCCACGCCUAUUCGCUGGUAUACUUUGCAUAUGGAAGGAAGCCUCUGCACGAUGUGUCUUAG